UUCUCACUUUAAAUUGUACUCAAAUUCUUUGGCUAACGUUCUCCAUUCGCAUAAGCAUUAGCAAAUCAAUUUUGGGCGUCAACAACAAAAUAUAUUAUCAUACCGAUUGGGUAAUCGCGCAGUAGAGACGAAACAGGCCAGGUACUCUUCAUUAAUGAUAAGUAGGACCGACAAAUGAUGAGUUACGAUGGAUUAUUAUCACUGUCGCAGUUGACAGAUGAGAAGUUAAGUCUUAUUCAAGGGAGUACGACUCCACCGCCGCCAAAUGCGAGUAAAUCAAGUGACAAAACUGCUGCAUCCAAAGGGGCGGACAGGGUAGUAGUACCCGCACUUGUCGACGUUACAGUUGAAGAAGAAGAGCAAGCUGCGACAAUACAAACCAUUCAGUUGCCUUCAGUCAGUAGUGAGAGUAACAAUGCAACUUUUAUAGGAAAUUUGAGUGCAUCGACCGCAACAGCCACUGAAACAACAGCGCCUUUUAACACAUCAACGGACGUAUUAAACGGGGAUAUAUCAACACCGCAACGUAAAAUUUCUGCGUCAUCACGAUUUAUGAAUGCGUUCCAGCAAUUAUAUUCGAGCGCAACUACUGCAAACACAUCGACUGACGGAGACGAGAUCGAUAUUGCGAAUUCUACAAACGGAAUGCCUGCAGUCAGUCGCACACCCCAUAAGGGUAUGGAAUCAAAACUUUUGUCAAUGUGGCAUAACGUCAAAUAUGGUUGGAGCGGAAAAAUCAAACCAAAUUUUUCUAAAGAGCAGCCAGUGUGGCUUCUGGGGCGAUGUUAUCACCGCAAAUAUACUCCACCAUCAUCCAUGGAAAGCUCUACUGAACUCACUACAAACUCCGGUGGCGUAAUUUCAACUUCAAUAAAUAGCAGCUCCUACGAAACGCCAGAACAAUGUAUGGGUGAUAGCCAUGCUGUCCCGGUCAGCAAUAUUUAUCCGCCACUCAAUGCUCACCAAGUAGAUGAAAUAGUAAUUCCACAAGAAUUAGGUAUGGAUGCGGUAGAGAAUCAAGUAGCCGACCAUCCAUGGGAGGAGGGUAUUGAGGGGUUCCGUCGUGAUUUUUAUAGUCGCAUUUGGAUGACUUACCGCAGGGAAUUCCCGACAAUGAAUGGUUCUAGUUACACAUCUGAUUGCGGCUGGGGUUGCAUGCUGCGCAGCGGACAAAUGUUGCUGGCACAAGGGCUUGUUUGCCAUUUCUUAGGCAGAAGUUGGCGUUACGAUGCAGAAACGCAGUUACAUUCUACUUUUGAAGACAAUAUGCAUAAAAAAAUUAUUAAGUGGUUUGGCGAUAGUUCUUCAAAGAGCAGUCCUUUCUCGAUACAUGCUCUGGUUAGCUUGGGUGAAGAAAUGGGCAAAAGGCCAGGCGAUUGGUACGGUCCAGCAUCUGUUUCAUAUCUUCUAAAACAAGCACUGAAAAUGGCGGCACAAGAAAAUGCUGACUUCGAUAAUAUAACAAUUUAUGUAGCUAAGGAUUGUACCAUUUAUAUGCAAGAUGUGGAAAAAGAAUGUCGAAUACGAGAGCCGUCUCCUCAAAAGCAUGUUCCCUGGCAAACAACACGGCGUACUGAAUUGCCAAAAUCACUAAAACAACAAUGGAAAUCGUUAAUUCUGUUAAUACCACUUCGUUUGGGAUCGGAAAAACUUAAUCCCGUUUACGCGCAUUGCUUGAAACUAUUACUGAGUACAGAAUAUUGCAUUGGUAUUAUAGGCGGCAGGCCAAAACAUUCAUUAUAUUUCGUUGGGUUCCAAGAAGAUAAACUUAUACAUUUGGAUCCUCAUUAUUGCCAAGAAAUGGUCGAUGUUAAUCAGGAUAAUUUCUCAUUACAAUCCUUUCAUUGUAAAUCACCUCGAAAAUUGAAGACUUCUAAAAUGGAUCCAAGUUGUUGUAUCGGUUUUUACUGUGCUACGAAAAUUGAUUUUGAUAAUUUUGUGGAAAGUGUACAGUUAUAUCUACAUCCGAUGCGUUGCACCACCGGAUUAAUGGAUAAACUUACAUCUUCAUCACAUACUGGUGGACACGGUGAAGGUGCUCAAUAUUCUGAAAUCAACUAUCCACUUUUUACAUUUUCACGCGGACAGUGUCCUGAGGAAGAAUGGUACACAAUCAAUGAUUCCCCUUACAAACCAUUGCAGCAACAAGUGACUCAAAUGAAGCAGGAGUUCGAUCUACAAACGAAUAGCAUGUCAUAUAUUAAUGCGCCAGACGAUGAUGACGAGGAAACUGAAGAAUUUGUAUUACUCUAAAUUGUUUAAGUGAAAUCCAUACUAAUUCAUCAUAUUAAUGCAUCCUUUCAUUCAUUUUAAUUUAUAAGUCAAGCGCCUGCAUAAUGUGAUUGUACAAAAAUGUUAAACUCUCACUAUUUAUUCAGAACUAACUACAUAUACUAUUAUCUAAAGCAAAGAAUAGUGUCCUCUCAUUUGCAUCAGUUGGAUCCAUCCUAAAAUAGUACAUCCCAAACGUAUCUCAAACAUAUAGACUUACUUAAUCUUUGCAUAUUUAGUAACUCCUUUUGGAUAAAUAUUUUAUACAUAGUUACAGUGUUACCUGUCUGCGCAUUUUAAAUGAAACUCAUUUCAUUUCACUAACUUUAUUUCCAUUCAAAUUGUAGAUUAAAAUGAUUGCCAAGAAGUUUGCCAAACAAUAAAUUGAAAUUGCAUAUAUACUCAGUAUUAUGAGGUAAUGCUUGAGAUGAAAGUUUUGUGCAUUAAUAUUAACUUCUUGUUAAUGACAGUUGUGAUUCAAAUAUUUAUUACAUUUUUUUUUAUAUGGUGUGUAGUACUUCGAUGAACGUAAAAUAUAAUUCCACGUUUGUUGUAUUUAUUUUUGUCCAUUUUUAAUAAGCG
This is a messenger RNA of Bactrocera latifrons, 2853 nucleotides long. It is a transcript of the gene Atg4b, whose product is annotated as cysteine protease ATG4D. Gene Ontology annotation, molecular function: protein-phosphatidylethanolamide deconjugating activity. The record is from RefSeq and is a predicted model, not a curated record. Bases 175 to 2253 code for a protein of 692 amino acids. Lineage: Eukaryota; Metazoa; Arthropoda; Insecta; Diptera; Tephritidae. The transcript is spliced from 8 exons.